Acanthamoeba castellanii str. Neff is the source of this 621-nucleotide messenger RNA. Its product is annotated as zinc finger, C3HC4 type (RING finger) domain containing protein. The record is from RefSeq and is a predicted model, not a curated record. The transcript has 6 exons. Lineage: Eukaryota; Discosea; Longamoebia; Acanthamoebidae. Gene Ontology annotation, biological process: regulation of DNA-templated transcription. The coding region runs from base 1 to 621 and encodes 206 amino acids.
AUGGCCCUGGAAGGCGCCGACUCUACAAUGGUGAAGCUGGAGGGGGUGGAUUUCAUGUGCCCCGUUUGUACAGAACUCAUCUACAAGCCAGUCACCACCCCUUGCGGACACACGUUCUGCGAGGUGUGCUUGGCGAUGGCCCUGGCCUACAAAGCCAAGUGCCCCAUGUGCCGCGAGACGUGCGGCCUCUCCCACGCACAAUUCAAAGUCAACGUCCUCAUGGCCGCCAUCAUCGAGCAAAGCUUCGGUGAUUUGUACAAAAAGCGAGCGCAGGAGAUGGAGAAGCAGGCUCUGGUUGUGCGACAGGGCAAGAAGAAGCUCAUCAUCGGCAACACCCACGAGACUGUGCCGUCGACAUCGCAGAAUCGGCACAAGUGGAAGUUCUUCUGUACAGUGUUGGACAUGGACGAGAGGCUGGGCGUAGCUCCUCCCUCCGUGCCCACGUCCUACUACAUCCAGAAGGUGGAGGUGUUCCUGCACCCCACGUUCAACCCCAACCGCCUCGUCCUCACCGAGCAGCCGUUCGAAUUCGCUCGCCUCUUCAUCUCCUCACCUCACCGAUCUUUUUUCCGACCUUUUUUCCUGCGUGUGUGCAGAUUGGCUGGGGCGUGUUUCAGCUGA